AUCGCAGUUACUACUAAAUUGCACUUGCAGAGUUCAUAAGAGAGAUCGAGGCGCUUUUCUCCUUUACCCAAGAGGCUUUAUUUGACCUUACUGCUAUUAUUUAUUUGCUACUAUAGCUUCUUGUGGAUGAAUCUUGCACCAGACAGCAGCCUUAAUCAUACACUGGCGACUGUACUGAUCGCAUUACUGAGCCUACUGGCGUAGUGCCGUAACACGCACUUGGAGAAAAAGCAUAAUGCUGGUUUACGGAAACGAGGAGUCGGUGUACGCGUGGAACGCCGUGGACGUUCUGGUGGACGGUCAUCUGCAGCACGGCGACGUCAUCAACGUGGCGCAUAACGGUCUGAUCAUUGAUUUCCGCUGUGCAGCACAGCGCGCCAUCUUCAUCGAAUACGGACGCAUCUUCCACUGCAAGAGUAACAUAGAAAUCCCGAGACGAGAGGUACAGGUACUGCUGCCUCGCCGUCCGGACUUCGCGUGGAUGUGGUACGCGGGUAGCCGGGUGGAGGAUGUUGCCCUUGACUAUGCUGAAUGUGUGGAAGUGCCUGGUCCACAAGGGACUGACAAGGAACUGCUGCCAAGGUAUCACGUACGUCCAGUGCCCUCAGCGGAGGAUUUGGAGCAGUGGCGAGUGGGCCCGGGGGAUUUUGUUGUGCGUUCAUGCCGGCUGGACGUGCCCCACUGGGAGGGCGUGUCGCAAAGAGGCGCGGCGAUCUUUCGCUGCGAAUUGCUGCGACAAUACCGCGCGCUUUAUAUCUCGGUGGAGAACCAGACGCUUAAUUAUCUGCAGCGUCAAGAUGAUCGCUAUCCAGUGUCAUCUGAAUCAGCGCACCUUAUCUACAUGCUGGUGAGGAGGGCGAACAAGAGUGGUGAUGAAGACCUCCCACUGGGAUGGCAACAAGGACUUGGUUCAGUAGCGAUUAGCAGCGAGCCCAGGCCGAAUAAGAAGCGAAAGAUAUUGGAAAGUGGAUUACCCUUGCCGGUUGAGCUAUUGGUGGAGGUGUAUCAAUCGCUGGACUCCAUCGACCGCGUCCGCUGUCGACGUGUCUGUUGGCUGUGGAACGGCAUUCUUACAACGGAAUCAUACUUUCGCGACGUGCGCGUAUCCGGAGAUCAUGCGGAUUAUGAUGGUAUGUACUUCACCGAUCGCGGCGUUUAUUGGCCAGCAGCGUGCUUGCUGAAAUGCCUCGAUAGUACCAUCAACACAGUCGUUCUUCGCAAGUUCGAUGCGUCCAACUGCCAACAGCUGGCUGAGUUCAUCGCCCACAUUCGUCAGGCCUUCCGCCGUCUGCCACUGCUCGUGCUCUCCGAGUGCGAUCUUGGUCAGUCCUUUGGUUGGGCCGAGUCCGUUAUCAGCGACGCGGCUCAGCUGGCGGUGGACGGUUGCUGCGUGCGAAUGGUGUGGAGAAAAUGCCGCUUGUGCGAUUCUCUGCUGCAGGCGGUUGUAUCGCAGCACGCCUUUAGUGUUCAGUCGCAGGAGCAGCUGGAGGUGGAAAUGUGGGAUCUCUUGGAGAGUAGUUUGAUUCUGCAGCAGCCACUGGAUCGACCGGCCGUCGCCCAGAUGAUCGCUGACUGUGUGGCGCACCAGCGCAACGAUGAUAAUAUUGCACUGAUUUUGCAGGUUCUUCGGGACUACCAGAGUGCGGAUCCGCGGUCCUCCACGCCUUACCGCGAUCAGAAGUGGACAGCGUCCACUCUGGCCCGUGUGGACGCUGCACAGCUGACAUCGUUGACGGCGGCACUGAUAAAGAAACGCCGAUGGCAACUUGCCGUUUGAUUGCUGAUGCCGACAGCCAGCCGCAGUGGCCACUGCAUUCCGUCAAACCGCAACAUCGUCGCAGUACAAACUUCCUGCUCAGUGUCGCAUUACAGGAGAACACGCUCUAUACAGUAUACAGGGCCAAGAAACGACAAAUUUUUUCCCUAAGCGAUUACCGAUUUGUUUAAAUUCGAAUAUAGCACCAGUAAUUUGGACCGGUAUGGUUAAUUACAGUAAAUAUCUUAGCUAUGCCUUCUCCGCUGUCUGGAGCAUAGAGGGUACGUACAACCGUUCCGUUGCAAAAAGCAAUAGACUUCCCUUACUGUGUAUUAAUAAGUAACUCAGUUCAGGUUUGGUUUAUGUACAUUAGGUUUAUGUACGUACUCGCGAUUCGCGAAUGUCAUUGUGUCAUUGGUAGUGACUGUCCUCUGAAUCUACAAUAUGGGACAACAACGCUUGUCGCUAAACAAUUGCUUGUGUUUUGUUUAACAGUAACUAGAGCUUGAUAUUGUUAUCGCGCUAUUGGUAUUA
Paramacrobiotus metropolitanus is the source of this 2290-nucleotide messenger RNA. RefSeq lists its product as uncharacterized. The transcript is spliced from 3 exons. The record is from RefSeq and is a predicted model, not a curated record. The coding region runs from base 236 to 1777 and encodes 513 amino acids. NCBI's taxonomy places the organism in Eukaryota, Metazoa, Tardigrada, Eutardigrada, Parachela, Macrobiotidae. Gene Ontology annotation, molecular function: protein binding.